This is a messenger RNA of Diutina rugosa, 1617 nucleotides long. RefSeq lists its product as uncharacterized. The coding region runs from base 1 to 1617 and encodes 538 amino acids. The transcript has a single exon. Gene Ontology annotation, molecular function: carboxylic acid transmembrane transporter activity. The record is from RefSeq and is a predicted model, not a curated record. NCBI's taxonomy places the organism in Eukaryota, Fungi, Ascomycota, Pichiomycetes, Serinales, Debaryomycetaceae. Gene Ontology annotation, biological process: transmembrane transport; carboxylic acid transport. Gene Ontology annotation, cellular component: plasma membrane.
AUGGCCACGAGAGACCUCCCUAAACUGGUCAACCAGUUGCUUUUCGGGUGGAAGGACUCGGUGAUGAGCGAGGUCACCAUCCACAAGUCGCGUUCCCAGUUAGUCGACGAAGACUACCAGCCCGACGGCGACAAAGUGUUCAAGUUCACCUGGCUGAGCUGCUGGCCAGCGUUUGCCUCCGGGUUUGGGUUGUUUUCUGAUGGUUACGUCAACGCCCUGAUCGGGGCCGUGCUGACCAUUCUCGGGAUUAUGUACCCCACCGAGUAUAAGGGGUCCAACGCCAUCAAUAACGUAUCGUCGAUCGCCUUUGUCGGUACCGUCGUCGGCCAGUUAUCCUUUGGUUACAUUGCUGACCGUAUCGAUCGGAAAAAGGGGAUGCUUGCCGCCAACAUCAUCUUGAUCCUCUUCACCAUCUUGUGUGCGGCGGCGACGUGGGGGGCCCACGGCUCCAUCUACGGCAUGUUCGCGGCGUUGACGGCGUUCAGAUUCUUUUUGGGGGUGGGUAUUGGCGCUGAAUACCCCACUGCUUCAGUGAUUUCAUCGGAAUUCGCUAACCAGUUGCCUUCAGGUACCCGUAACCGGGUGUUCGCCAUGGCCACUAACUGUGCCAUUGACCUUGGCUUUGUCGCCGCGGCGUUUGUCCCCUUGAUCUUAUUGUGGAUCUUCUCUCCCCGUCACUUGACGGCGAUGUGGCGGUUGACUCUCGGCCUCGGGGUGUUCCCUCCCUUGGUGUUGUUUUUCCUUCGGUUGAAGAUGGUCGAUCUGAAAUCGUUUAAAAAGUACAAUAUGAAGCACGCCAAGUACCCAGUAUGGUUGUGCAUCAAGUUCUACUGGUACCGGUUGUUUAUCAUCUCGAUCUUGUGGUUCAUCUACGACUUCUCGUCGUACUCGUUCGGGAUUUACUCGUCAGCCAUUAUCAACAACAUCGUUCCCGAUGCUGAUUUGUACAAGACGCUCGGGUGGAACACGUUGUUCAACGUCUUUUACUUGCCUGGUUGCUUUUUGGGGGCAUUCUUCGCCGAUUGGUUCGGGGUGAGAAUCACGCUUACCGCCGGUUUAGUGUGCCAAGGGGUGAUUGGCUUCGCCAUGGCCGGGUGCUACUCGACGCUCAAGCACCAUGUGGCUAGUUUCACGGUGGUGUUUGGCUUUUUCACUGCUUUCGGUGAGUUUGGCCCCGGUAACUCGAUGGGGCUCAUCUCGUCGAAAUUGUCGGCCACCGCUGUUAGAGGGGUGUUCUACGGUAUCGCCGCCGCCAUCGGCAAGAUCGGUGCCUUCGUCGGUACCUGGGUGUUCCCCGUUAUUAUCAAAAACGCCGGUGGUUCCAAGACCGACUCCGGUAACCAGGCGCCGUUCUACGUGUCGCUGGCCCUCUGCUUGUUUGCCGCCCUCCUCGCGUGGUUUUUCUUGCCCUACGUCGGCCAGGACUCGAUCAACAAAGAGGACGAGGCCUUCAUCAGCUACUUGACCGCCAACGGCUACGACAUCAGCCAAUUGGGUGACCACGACUCCGUCGACACCUACGACGAAGACAUCGAAAAACAGGGCAGCGACGACGACGCCCUCAAGGUUCACCACACCGUGGUGUCGGAGUCGAAAAACUCCUCCGAGUCGAAAUGA